AACAACGGAUGCUGAACGGGUGGGCUGCUCGUUGUCACAGUGAUGCGUCGUGGUUUUGUUUGUCCCAUCCCCCUCAACCCGUUUUCGGUAACAAUUGUGGACGCGUUUCGUGAAUUGUGAUGUGUGGUUUUUCUUGCGUGUGUAGAUGUGUGGAGCAAAACUCUUGUGUAAACAAAAGCAUCAGUGCAUCUUCAUUUAAAAUCGGAAAAGUUUGCGAAUGGCGUAUGUGGAAAGUGUUUGAACGGAUGGAAAUAAUUUUCGCGUGUUGUGAUGAUGUUCAAAUAAAUUGUUGCGAACAAAAAACAAUAGUUUUGUGUUUCAUACAAUCAUUCAUGUUUGCUAAAAUCUUUCAUCGGCCAUUAGUUUCUUCUCAUGCUGGAAUGAAAGAGUUCUUUGCUGAUUUCUUGUUGGUGUCCGUGUCUGUGUCCGUGUGUGUGUUUCAGUGAGGAAAUUGUACAUUUUCCGUAUUCGCUCUCUCUGCAUAGAUUUUUUUUUGUUGGUCCAACUGUGCUGGGUGAGCGUUAAAAUUUCCUUCUAGUGCAAUGGGUUUCAUAUGAUUUCGCCGCUCACUCACCAAAGGUCCGACACUGAACAGCAUCCAGCAGCACACAACGUCACUUCCUUACACUCGCCCCGAACCAAUCUGAAGGUAGGCUCUGGAGGAAGCAAAUGGGGAAAAAGCUCUCUCGCAGCUGGAAUUGGUUUUGUGGAAAAUUAUUCUCCAUCAGGCUCUUGCUUUGAUAAGAGCAUCAAACGAAUCGAGAAAAUCGUAGCGGGCGGUGCCUGUUGAGGACAGCAAAAAAAACUCCCCGUCCUAAUCCUUUGUCUGGCGUGAAUUUAGUGUGAUUGCAUGAAAAAUAGUGUGCUCACGAAGAGAUGAUCUUCACUCAAUUGGUGUGAUUGUGACAUGUUUCCGGUAUUACUACUAGCAUUAUGUGUGGAUUGUGCCGUGCAUUAAUUUAAACCAACUCUCCGUGCUCCGUAUUUCCAAACGUCUAACGUCUAACGGCUAGUGAAAGACGCCUGUAAACGGGGACAGAACAGUUUUAUCGUUAAAAGAAAAAAACAAUUGUUGUUCAGCGUGCAAAUAUGUUUCAGUGCAUAAUACAGCAACGGAACGGAUGGAUCCAUCAGCCGAGUCCCGAAUUUCGGGAUGUCUUUCCAGAUAUAAGACAACAGCUAAACGAACAGCUCAAAUUUCUGGAUGUUCGCAUGGAAGCACAGAUAGCGCUUGUACAAGAACUUCAGGAUUUCUUCCGACGACGCGGCGAAGUGGAACUAGACUACAGCAAAAGCUUGGACAAGCUGGCUAAAAGCUUACAGCUUCGGCACAAAGAGCAGCGUCAAAAACGCGAGCAAUGGCCAAUGUUCUCUUCCUACUCGUGCUGGCAGCAGCUGGUCAAUCAAACCAAAUCACUAUCCAGAGACCAUGCGGCCAUGUCCGAAAUUUACUCGACACAUCUCGUAGCCCGUUUGCAGACAGUAUGGGACGACGUUCAACGUAUAUACAGAAAGUGUCGUGAAAUUGGAUUUGAAACGCACGUAGAAAUAUUACGGAUUUUACAAGAACUUCACACAAACAUGAAAACAUACCACACGCUGCAGACGGAGGCAAAGGAAGCGGAAAAAAAGCUACGACUAGCGGAGAACCAACGGAUGAAGCUGCAGCAGAGUGUGCCCAAGGAAAAGCUGGACCGCAGCAAAAAGUAUCGCCUGAUCGAGAAGGAGGUGCUGAAGCGAAAGAACAAAUACACCGACGCAAGACUGAAGGCGCUGAAGGCGAAGAACGAAUAUCAGCUCUGCCUGGAAGCGUCCAACACGACGAUUCACAAAUAUUUCGUCGAAGAUUUGAGUGAUUUAAUUGAUUGCAUGGAUCUUGGUUUUCAUUCGGUCGUAUCGCGCGCCCUGCUGAUGCAUGUUUCCGCGGAUCAGGGCCGUUGCCGGGCGGUGCUACAUAAUGCUGAAACACUGUCACACAUCGUCAACUCUAUGGACAGUCGGGCGGAUAAGCAAAAGUUCCUUGAGCAACAUAGUGCCGCUUUCAUGAUUCCGAAGCGUUUGGAGUUUCAGGGCCAGGAUGAAGAUGUGGAGCCGGAGCUACAGAAGGCACUGCAUCAAGAGAUGGAAUCUCGGCUAAUGCAGCUGGAGCAGCGCGUCAACAACUUGCGCAUGGAGUCGGAAGAAAUUUGGAAAACUCUCGAAACGGCAGAAAUUAAUCUGCUGGACAUACUCAACACGAAGGAUUACGAUUGCACUAGCGCGUUCGGUGAUGGUGCUGUCGCGUUUCAGAAGCCCGAAAAUACAUCCGUAAAAUUACGUUCCGAUAAGAACGAAAUCGAAGAAUUCUACAUAACGAAAAUUCGCGAAUACAUUCUCGCAACAUCGCGAAUAGCACGGUUGGAUUCGAAAGCGGAAUAUCUGCGCAAUGCUUUAGCGAAAGAUUCAGCCAUCAAAACAGACACUCUGACGAAAUCGAACGUACCGAAGCGGAAGCGAAUCGGGCGCAUGAACAAAUCGGGCCGGCCCAAACUUUUCGGUGGUUCACUCGAGGAGUAUCUGGAAGUGUCGGGCGAAGAAAUUCCACUAAUUGUUCGAAGUUGCAUAAGAGUUAUCAAUCUUUAUGGAUUGCAUCACCAGGGCAUAUUCCGAGUUUCAGGAUCUCAAGUAGAAAUAAGUAACUUUAAAGAAGCGUUUGAACGUGGCGAUGAUCCACUGGCCGAAAUGACCGACGCAUCCGACAUCAACUCGGUUGCGGGUGUGUUGAAACUCUAUUUACGGGAACUGCGCGAACCAUUGUUUCCUUUAAUUUACUUCGACCAUUUUGUACAACUCGCACAACUCGACUCCAAGCACGAUAUUGUAUCUGGCAUACGCAAAUUCUUCCAAAGCCUACCCAAAUCGGUUGUGGUGGUUAUACGGUAUCUCUUUGCCUUUUUGAACCACCUUUCGGAAUAUUCGGACGAAAAUAUGAUGGAUGCAUACAAUCUGGCAAUAUGCUUCGGUCCCACAUUAAUGCCAGCGCCGGAAGAUAAGGACCAAGUGCAGUAUCAAAAUCAAGUAAAUGAGCUGAUUAAGAACAUCAUCGUCCAUCAUGCCGAACUCUUCCCGAAGGAUCUUGGCGGAAUGCAGUACGAAAAGUUCAUCACUUCCGAAACCUUUGAAGAUAUUGAUGUUGGAGACUCUCCCACGGAACAAGUGUCGGAAGAUCCGGAUUCGGAAGUAUAUCCAUCGGAGGAUGAAUCGGACACAUUCGAAGCGAUUGUUCAGUUUGAUUUUAAUGCAAGAUCCGAGAGAGAACUAUCGUUACGAAAGGGGGACACUGUGAUAUUGUAUAAUCAGGUUUCCAACGAUUGGUGGCGAGGUGCAGUGAACGGUAAAACUGGACUCAUUCCAGAUAAGUACAUAUCGCUAAAAAUCAAGGAUGAAGAUCGCGAUAAAAGUGAACAUUUGAAAUCUUCCAGUUCAGAAGAAUCCGUCCGCAAGCGUCGCCCCAGUGGAAACAUUUCGCUCAACAGUCAGCUAUCGAUUUGUACGCAAAAUUCCAACACAUUGUCCAACAUUACGUGUGGCAGCGAUUACACUGCGUCUACCAUUAGUGCCGCAACGGCAUCCGCCAGUGGACACAGUGCUGUCGGUGGUGCUGGCGUUGGUACAUCUAGUGGCAGUGGAGCUGCUGGAACGGUGGCUGGAUUAAUACAAACAUCACUGGCAUCACCCGGCCAUCCACAGUAUCAAACAAUUCAGCACGCCUCCCAGGUGGCUUCGGCCGUGCACCACUCGACAGCGUCACAGUCGCAACAGACGCAACAGCAGCCAGCGAUUGCUAUAGUGACGCAUCAACCACCGUUGCCAUCCGCCCAUCAUGUGCCACCGGUGAUUGGCGAGAAGCUGGGCAGUGAGCUGAAGGAUACCGAUUACAUCCACUACGAUAGUGUGGAUCACUUGAAAGCAUCACCGUACAGCUACCACGAUGAACCACAUUCGUUCGAAAACUCGUUCGAGUUCGUCGAAGAUAUGGCUCUCUUCACAUACGAGACAUCCAAACCAUCGGAACCGAUCUAUGCCGAACCGACCAAAAUUACCAUGAAUCGCGAGAAAUCGCCAGCAGCCGAUAGUGGUACGAGCAGCAACAGCAACGAUGAAGAAUCGGACAAUGUGGAAAUACGGCCACGGCUCGGCGGUAUGGGUGAACCACCGGAGCACAGUAAAUCGACACUGGGACUAAACCGUCGCAGCGAGUCGACACUAACCACCGGCAAAACGAUGGCUUUGGAUGGUGAAUCUGUGGUGAAAGCAACGGACGACCAGUCCGAUCAGUCCAGACCGAUGCGGAAGUAUCACUCGAAGAGCUUCAGCCUGUCGGAGAACAAACUGUCACUGGCGGCCGGUAGUGGAUCGGCCACAUUAAAUGUGUUUCAGCAAAAUCGUGACCUAUGGCAAAAGCGUGCCGCACAAAGCUCUUACCAGAAUUUGACCACGUCACGCAUUCUUAGCCGUAACCGAAUUGCACCGGACUUGGUGAUGGAUCUGCCACCAUCCGCGAUCAACAAGGAGACGGCACAUGCGUCACGAGAAUCGCUCGACACGGAACUGGAGGACAUGACGUCGGCGGAACGUUUCGCAGCACAGAACCAGUGCACGUUGAAGAAGAAUGAACGAUUUUCGAACGAAUCUCCGGUGUACGAGAAUAACACGAUGAAGAAAGAGGUUAAGCUGGAUGUGAAAGGUGGAACAGCGACGGAUAAACCGAAAGCGGAGGUAAAACCACAAGAAAUCAGUAUUAAAUGCGCUACCACACCGAUACCGAUGGCCGUGGAAGUUCCAACCAAAAUUGAAGAUUGUACAGCUGCAAUAGCAGUAGCAGCACCAGUUGCUGCUAGGGAAGAGGAAUCCAAAAGGGUAUCGGGCAGUUCAACACCCGUUGUAUUGUCUGCAUCACCGGCGGGCAGUAGCACACCGAGUACGGUAACUGACGAAGAAUCGGACGUCGUCUCGGCUUCGAGUGAUGGUGGUCUGUUGAUGGCGACAACUUCUGUAACUGGGAAAGAGCUCAGCAAGAGUCCAAUUCCCGUACGCAACACGCAGAAAUUUGUGUCCCAAUUUGCGGACCUACAUUUAACCGGUGGGUGUUUGAUCAAAUCAACUGAAGGUACGUCGGCGGCGAGCGUUUCUUCGAUGGCACAGGAACAACAGGCCAAGAGCCUAAGCUCGUUCAAACCACAGGUGAAGGUAAAGCCCCAAAUAUUGAAAAAACCGCAGGUGCUACCACCGCAAACGCCCGAAAUGCAGCGCCGUAAUGCGGACUAGAAGUGGCUACUGUUCUCUCGCUCAAACACUUUUAACAUGUAAGCGACGAGAACUGAAAAACCCUAAGUGGCACAGACGAUCGGCGUAUCCGUUUCCUCUAUGUCCACGAUACACCAAAUGACCAUACGCGCAAUGGCAGACACAGUCUGUCUUGUUUGUCAUCUGACUUUAGUACGUUUGACUCGAUGAGCACAAGGGGGUAUACUAUAUACAUAGGGCAAAUGACGAGUCGUAAAUUGGUGCAAAGUUUACAAUCUUCCUGCACGUUACAAUAACCGUAAUAGACUUUCGCACAAAACAAACAAAACAAGCAAACAAGCUUAAAAGCGGAUAUUGAUGAAGGCUGACCACGUAAGGGAUACGGACCCAUGUAAAGUGUGUGUGGAUGUGAUUGGGUGUGUGAGCAAGUGGUCAGAUUUGCGGAUUUGAACAGGGGCGCACGUAAGAAUGUGGAUCGAGGAAAACACCAAUAUUUCGAAUAUAUACAAUGCUAAAAGAAAAUGAUUUUAAUAAUUAAGACUGGAUGCGGUACAAUACACAAUACUCGUAAAGAAGGAGCGAAAGAAAGAGUGGUAGGAAAGGACACUGUGGUGCGUAUACCGCACCACAACUCUCCAUGUAGUAGUGUGAUGGUUAGUAGAUGGUUAGCAGAUACAAUAACUGGUCAAAACGAGCUGAUCGCGUGAUGAACAGGGAAUUAAGGAAGAGUACAUUAUAGCGACACUAUAGCGGUAUAUACCAGUAAUGGUGUGGUGCCUUUUUUUAUAGCUGCUUUCAUUUGCAUUAUCACUUUUUUUUAUUGCGAACAACGAAAUUAAUGAAUUUUACUUCUUCUUUCUGUUUUAAAUCAGGAAUGGUAUUACUUAGCAAGAUGGGUUGUGUUUUUCCUUCCCUUCGGGUAUUUUAAGUCGGACUGUGUUUUAAUGGUACCGGUAUUUGGAUAAUUCGACACCUUUUAGUGGCGCUCUAGGCAAGCUAGUAUCCGUGCACCUCGCUCAAGCAUGAAUUAAUGGCAAAGCUUUUCGACCUAUUUGAAACAGGAUAGCAGAACAAACCAUUAAAUUGAAGAGAUAGUGUGUUUGUGUAGGAGAAGAGAAAGAGAGAGAGAGAGAGAAACCAAGCGUAACGAAUACAAAGUACACGAAACGAGAUAUAACCAGUGUAGUUUAUAGCAGUAGCAAUCAUGAUGUUUCGAUUUACAAAUAACACAUAGGAGCUCAUAAAGGAUUUGGCGCAAAACAAAACACAGAGACAGGGAAAUAAAAAAAAAAGCUAGUAAUUAGUAAAUGUAGGUGAAAAAUUAAGUAAUAACUGCUGCAAAACCUUAACCGAACGCUAUACGACUGAUGGUGGUGGUGGUAGUAAAGCACAAAAUGCAACGAUAUGGUGCAGCAGUGUUUUGAAUUACAAAACGAAGCUUAAUUUCUAAAUAUUGAGUUGCUUUUGAGUUGGUGUGUGGGUGUGUGUCACGCACGUGUACGCCACACACUCGUAAGUAACGUUUGUUUAUUGUUUUGUAAAAUGUUCAACCUUUUCUUACACCUUGUCUACGUUACACUCGCCGUAUGGAAUGUUGUAGCAGUUGUAAGGUACACGUAUUAUAUCCACAUACUGGCAAAAUGUAACAGUUGCAUUACUGUCUCAUUGUGUGUAACCAUUUUAUCAUCACCAAGUUACAUAACCUACUACAGCAAGGAUCCAUUUAAAGCUAAAUAACUUGUCGCAACACAAAAACAGAAACCGAAGCAUAAACAGAAACGGUGUAGAAACGUUAUUAUACCAGGCUAUUAUUAUUGCAAAUACCAUUUCUAAGCACACUCAGUAAUUACAAACAUAGUAAACGAAUGGUAAAACAGUAAACGUCAGUAACAGUAACCAAAAAAGAGGAAAUCUAAACCAUUAAUGCUCUAAUCUUCCUAUCUUCCCUAUAUGUGUCGUUCGAGUGAAAGGUGAAAACCCCGAAACGGGGGGAAUGUAGACAGACAUGCAGCAGGAAAAAGUAACAGCAAUACCUUACUGGUGAGAUACUUCCGUUCCAUAGUAGGGGUGUGUGUGUGAUCGAGCACGAUCGGAAUUUCGUUACCAUCGAAAAGAUGUAAUUUGAGGUUAAAACUAGUACACCAACCACUUAGAAGUAAACCGAACAGCGUUUUGUUCUACAGUGGAGGUUUGUUUGAUUGGCAACACAACAGCAAAGCAUAUGAGCCCCGAUGGCGUUAAUUCAAACCCGAUUAGGAAAGAGUGACAAAAUGGUUCAAAAUCAUGCACCACCAAACCGUUUGUGACCAAACCCCACAUUGUGAGAUCAUCGUUGCGUGAAAGGUCAUACAACAAAUCAGUUCUUUUCCAGCGUUUUAAAAACAUUUCCAGUAACUGUUGGCUGCAAAAUCAUCGCUUAAAAGCGAAUGGGGUAAUACUUUGUUUGAGCAUAUGCGUUGGAGGAUAAGUGUGGAUUGUUGCGCAACGCGAGAAGGAGGGAACCCGGGGGGAACGUGAAGUAUAAAACAAUAUACAUACUUCUACAGAUUAUUAUACAUACGCCUGAUGCAUGAUGACGACGCAUCAAGUAUAUACAGAAUAAAUGUGAAACUAAUGAAAAACCAUA
This is a messenger RNA of Anopheles funestus (African malaria mosquito), 7912 nucleotides long. Its product is annotated as SLIT-ROBO Rho GTPase-activating protein 1-like. The record is from RefSeq and is a predicted model, not a curated record. The coding region runs from base 1090 to 5307 and encodes 1405 amino acids. Gene Ontology annotation, biological process: signal transduction; negative regulation of cell migration. Gene Ontology annotation, molecular function: protein binding. The transcript has 14 exons. Lineage: Eukaryota; Metazoa; Arthropoda; Insecta; Diptera; Culicidae. Gene Ontology annotation, cellular component: cytoplasm.